Ostrinia furnacalis (Asian corn borer) is the source of this 1125-nucleotide messenger RNA. It is a transcript of the gene Cpr100A, whose product is annotated as Cuticular protein 100A. Gene Ontology annotation, cellular component: chitin-based extracellular matrix. The record is from RefSeq and is a predicted model, not a curated record. The transcript has a single exon. Gene Ontology annotation, molecular function: structural constituent of chitin-based larval cuticle. The coding region runs from base 38 to 850 and encodes 270 amino acids. NCBI's taxonomy places the organism in Eukaryota, Metazoa, Arthropoda, Insecta, Lepidoptera, Crambidae.
UUUGUUACUUUCACGCGGGCAGUGUACAUUUGCCAGAAUGUUCAGGCUCGCCAUAUUAGCCUUUGUGAUCGCGGCCGUGACGUGCCAAGAGGGAGGACGCCGCGUCCCCAAAUACGCGGGCGACCCGAAGACCGCCGCCAUCCUCCAGGAGGCACGGUACCUCAGCGGCAACGGAGCCUUCGGCGCUGCGUACCAACAGGAGGAUGGGAUCGACUUCAAAGAGGAAACCGACGCUGACGGCAACAGGAGAGGCAGCUACUCCUACAUCGACCCCAGCGGCCAGAGGAAAACCGUCAGCUACAUCGCAGGAAAGAACGGCUUCCAAGCCGUAGGAGACCACAUCCCCACUGCGCCUCAGCCCGUCGCGCCCACGCCUGGAUACCAGCCCGACCCACGUUACAACCCUCCGGAUUACAAAGCGAAUCAGUACAGUGCGCCCCAGCAGUACACCGCGCCCGCCCCCACCCGCAGCUACGGCGGCAAGCCCAACGAGGAUGAUGGACAGUACCACCCUGAGCUGUACGAGCAGGAGAACUACGUUGCUCCCCAGCAGCAGUACCAGCCCCAGUCCCAGCCCCAGCAACAGUAUCAGCCGCAGCCACAGUACCAGCCCCAGCCUCAAUACCAGGCUCAACCUCAGCCUCAGUACCAGAAUAACAACAUCUACCCUGGAGUGCAGCAAGCUCAGUACAGUGGAAUCCAGAACCAGCAAUACUCAGCGCCCAGCCAACACCAGCCCCAGUACUACGACGAGCCCACGACGCCGCCGCCCUCCCGCUUCUUCCCGCCCGGCAAGUUCAGCCUGAACCGUGCGCCUGACGGCUACACUUACUCCUUCCACAAAGUUUAAGUCUAAUGUAUCGAGAGGGCCCGGCGGUUUGUGCAGCCCACACAUGUAAAAGCACGGAUCAAUUAGCAACUCGCCGAGUCAUGGGGGAGCGACCGCUACGUGCGUACGCGGCCGCUUCAAAAGCAUUUCUUGAUUGUUGUACGCUGUGAUAUUGUGAAUGAAUGGACAGUUUUACAUAUGUUGAACGUUUUUGUUAAAUGUAACCGAGGGUGAGCAGGCGCGCGUCUGUUGGUGUAAACUGAUCUUGUAAAUAAAUUUAGGAUUAGCUGAAUGAA